AUGCCAGCUAAGAACGCCAGCCAGACUACGAACAAGGCUUUGUCAGCUCGUAAGCAAACUCUCAAGGGUGGUCAAACCAACAAGAGCCGCAAGGUCCGCACUCAAGUCCACUUCUACAAGCCAAAGACUCUUCGCCUCCCAAGAGAUCCAAAGUACCCACGCAAAUCAAUUCCUUCCCGUGGCCAACUUGAUCAAUAUCAAGUUAUCCAACUCCCAGUUAACACUGAGGCUGCUAUGAAGAAGGUUGAAGAUGACAACACUUUGGUCUUCUUGGUUGACAGAAGAGCUAACAAGCGUCAAAUCAAGGACGCUGUUAAGAAGUUAUACGACGUUGACGCCGCUAAGGUCAACACCCUCAUCCGUCCAGAUGCUUCAAAGAAGGCUUUCAUCAGAUUGACCCCAGAUCACGAUGCUCUUGACGUCGCUAACCGUAUUGGUUUGCUCUAA
This is a messenger RNA of Wallemia mellicola CBS 633.66, 447 nucleotides long. RefSeq lists its product as hypothetical. Gene Ontology annotation, cellular component: cytosolic large ribosomal subunit; ribosome. Gene Ontology annotation, biological process: translation; ribosomal large subunit assembly. The transcript has 2 exons. Gene Ontology annotation, molecular function: rRNA binding; structural constituent of ribosome. The record is from RefSeq and is a predicted model, not a curated record. The coding region runs from base 1 to 447 and encodes 148 amino acids. Lineage: Eukaryota; Fungi; Basidiomycota; Wallemiomycetes; Wallemiales; Wallemiaceae.